This is a messenger RNA of Salarias fasciatus (jewelled blenny), 1695 nucleotides long. RefSeq names its product ER membrane protein complex subunit 3 (gene emc3). Gene Ontology annotation, biological process: protein folding in endoplasmic reticulum. The record is from RefSeq and is a predicted model, not a curated record. NCBI's taxonomy places the organism in Eukaryota, Metazoa, Chordata, Actinopteri, Blenniiformes, Blenniidae. Gene Ontology annotation, cellular component: membrane; EMC complex. The coding region runs from base 78 to 1010 and encodes 310 amino acids. The transcript has 9 exons.
UGUGCGGAUGAGCUGCAGAAGCAGAAAUCUGUUCUCAUCUCCCGGAGCUCCCCUCAGCGCGAUGGCAGCGCCACUGAAUGCCAACUUCUGAAUGCUGCUUUAGUCAUUUAUCUCCCUCAUACAGCGCACCAACUGCGUGUCUGGCAGCAGGGGGACUGAGUGGAAAAGGACGACCCGCUCCCACUCACCGUGACCCGGACAUCAGGAAGAAGCUACCAGCCAGCAUGGCUGAACCAGAGCUUCUGCUGGACUCCAACAUCCGGCUGUGGGUGGUGCUGCCCAUUGUCUUCAUCACCUUCCUCGUUGGGGUGAUUCGACAUUAUGUGUCCAUUCUGCUUCAGAGUGACAAGAAGCUGACACUGGAGCAAGUCUCAGACAGCCAGGUACUUAUUCGGAGUAGAAUUCUUAGAGAAAAUGGAAAAUACAUUCCCAAACAGUCAUUUUUGAUGAGGAAGUUCUACUUCAACAAUCAGGAAGAUGGAUUUUUCAAGAAGACCAAACGAAAGGUUGUCCCACCCUCUCCAAUGACAGAUCCCAGCAUGCUGACUGACAUGAUGAAAGGAAAUGUCACCAAUGUGCUUCCCAUGAUCCUCAUCGGUGGCUGGAUCAACUGGACAUUUUCAGGAUUCGUUACAACUAAGGUUCCCUUCCCACUCACACUUCGCUUUAAGCCCAUGCUGCAGCAAGGAAUCGAGCUGCUCUCAUUGGAUGCUUCCUGGGUGAGCUCAGCAUCAUGGUAUUUCCUGAAUGUGUUUGGCCUCCGAAGCAUGUACUCAUUAAUUCUUGGGCAGGAUAACGGUGCAGACCAGUCGAGGAUCAUGCAAGAGCAGAUGAGCGGUGCCGCCAUGGCCAUGCCUGCUGAUACAAAUAAAGCUUUUAAAGCGGAGUGGGAGGCUCUGGAGCUGACCGAUCAUCAGUGGGCGCUGGAGAGCGUAGAAGAGGAUCUGAUGAGCAGGGAGCUGGACUUUGAUGGCAUGUUUAGCAAGGAGCUCCCGAGCGGUAUCUUCUGAUGGCCUCGUUACUGAUACUUGAAGCCUUUUGAUUAAAGAAAUUGGGAUUUCUUUUAAUUUAAAACCACCGACGUGACAAAUCCCUUCAUGUUAUGCAACAUUUACAUGAACUCCUUUGUGGUCUUUGUCUUUUCAAAUGUAUCUACUUUUCCAUUCCUCAUCAUCAAGCAUCUGAAAUGACUUAAUAUACACUGGUUUUGCUGCUGGCUAAUGCACAUUAGAAACUGUUGCUCUGUUUGUUCAUCUUACAGACAUUUAAGACAUUUGAGAGGAGGAUGAGUCGUCAGGCUACGUUUUGCGAAUGGGAACGCAUCAUUCCUGGCUUUCAAAUGUGCUGUUAGGUCAUAGAUUUUAAACUACCCAGUGCUUGUUUUCACUUAUAUCAUUUGCAGUUAGAAUAGCUGUUUCCAUUUUAAUUUGUAUCAUAUUUAAAGAGAAACAUUAAAAAAGGCAUUUUCUAAGUUGUUGAUUAUAUUAUACUUUGACAAAUCUUUAAUCACUAAUGGUAGACAAUAGAUGAGCUGUUCUGUGUCGGCUUCCUGGAAAUGAAAGUGAGACCAGGAAAAGGCUUUUUGUAGAGGACAUGUUUAUGUGAUUGAAACCUUGUGUUUUUGAAUUAUAUAGACUGUUUAUUUUGUAAUGUAACUCUUUUGUUUUGUACAGUAAAAAAGUUUGUUUUGAUGAA